AUGGCUGAAGAUAAUAUUCAAUUACCGAAUUAUCUUUGCUUUAAACCAUCGAAAGCUAAAAUUGGACAGAACGGCUUAUAUGCUACACGAACUUUAAAACCUAAUGAACCAUUAGGAAUAUAUCGUGGAAAAAUUCGUCGUAUUUUACCUCAAACAGCUGAUGAAGAAUAUGUUUGGGCAAUUUUAAGUGCUCGUGGUGUACCUAUUUUUUAUGUAGAUGCAAGUAAUCCAAAUGAUGGAAAUUUUCUUCGUUUUAUACGUUGGACACAUGAUAAAUCUCAACAAAAUGUUGUUUGUAUGCAACAAAAUCAACAAAUUCAUUAUUUUUCAUUAAAAACAAUUCAUCCUGAUGAUGAAUUAUUAACAUUUAUUGAACGACAAAAAUCAAAAAAGAAAGAUAAAAGAGAAAAUGGUCGAACACGUCGUGAAACUCGACAACAACAAACAACUGAACAUCAAGAUAAUCCAGCAAUAAAAAUUCUUGAACAAGAACCAGGAAAUGAAUUUAUUGAUGAUGAUAAUGUACAUUUAGUUAUGAAUAAUCGUUCAUUAGAAUUUGAAUUACAAAUAACAAAAAAAUUUUUAUCCGAAACAUAUAUUAGUGAUGGUGUUAAACAAACUUGUCUUAAAUGUGAUAUUUGUCAUCAAAUUUUUAUGUCAAACGUUGCAUUUAAAUUUCAUUAUCAUACGUAUCAUAUAACACCACAAUAUUUAUCUCCAGCUAAUCGUCCACGUACAAAAGUUCGAGAUAAUUGUAAUAUAUGUCGAUAUUCUUUCAUUGCGAAUGAUGUUAAAAGUGUUGUUGUCGAUUUACUUGAAGUUGUUUCGGGUGGUGAACGUUUACAAGAAAAUCGUUAUCUUCGUUUACAUAUAUAUCGUUGUCAUUGGUGUGCACCAAUUGAUGCACAUUAUAAUACGGCUAAACAAUUAUCUCAACAUGUACGUUCAAAACAUUAUCGUUUAUUACAAGCACUACUUGCUACACAAGCAAAUAUGCUUCAAAAUAAUUCAAAUCAAACUCGAGGAAAAAAAUCUCGUGAUAAUGAACAAGAUGAAAAUAAUUUAAAUUCAAAUUUUUCAUCAACAUUAAAUCAAGAUCGUAAUCGUUAUUCAACAAAUUUUCUUCAAUCAAAUAAUAAUCAAGAAUCAUCACCUCGUUUACCAAUACCAAUUGGUUUACCUGAUCCUUUAACAGAUCGUGAUUGUCAAUUACUAUUUACAAUUGGUGAACAUAAUUCAUAUAAUAUUUUGAAUUGUAUUGAUGGUACAUUAGAAGAUAUUAAACAAAAUGAAACAUUAUGUCGUCAACAGAUGGACGAUGAAAAUGAAAAUAAUAAAUUAACAUCUGUUGAACAUUUCUUAACACAAUAUCCACUUGUAAGAGAUUUAUUAGGACCAAGACGUCGACAUGAUAUUGUUAUACAACAUUUAUCGGAUGAUUAUUUUGAUCAUCCAAAAAAUCAAAAUAUUGAUAUGAGUAAAUAUUAUCAAAGACAAAAGUCUAUACCGGAAAGACGUUUUAUUAUGAAUCGAUAUUCAUGUUUAUUAUGUACGGAACGUUUUUCAUCACCAAUUCAACUUAUUGACCAUGAAAAACUAAUACAUGAAAAAAAUAUAUCGAAAUAUGAUUGGGGAUGGAAUUCAGUUGGAUUUCUUCAAUCAAAUCCUUAUGCUUUUAUAUUAGAAUUAGAAAAUGAAUUAAACCAACAACAACAAAGAACAAAAAAUGAAUCACAAAGUUUUUUAAUGACCAGUAAUAGUUUAAGAAAAAAGUCAAUUCGACAACGUUCUACUUCAUCAAACGAUCGAUCACCAGCAGUUAAUCAAGAAGAUAUAAAACCAAUACUUUCAAAACUUUCAAAACGUAUUAAACGAGAAAUUCAUCGAUCCAAUACAUGUCCUAUUUUAAACAAUAAUAAUUCACCUGAAAAAGAUGAAUCGAAAUUUAUUCAACGUAAAUCGAAACGGUUACGUAAAUCAAAUCUAAAUUCACCAACAGAUUCACCAAAACAUACAUCAGAAAAAAUUAUUGUAAAAAAAGAACCAACUAAUUCCACAAAAUCUUCAAUUCUAUCAUCAUCAACAAAAGACACUACUAAUCCUAAUCAAAUUAUUGUUAAAACCGAUAAACGUUAUUAUUGGUGUACAAAAUGUUCAAAAGUAUAUCUUAAUUUAAUAUCACUUUAUACUGAAUCUCAUUAUCGUCAAUGCGUUGGAGAAGAUCAACAUUUUAAUGUUAUACAUGAUCCAUCAUUUUUUACUGAUGAUAAAAUUCUUCAACAAUUACCAUCAAAUAUUAAUAAUCAAAAAUCUGCAUUAGAUUCAAAUGAAUCAUCAAUGGAUACAAUUAAAAAAGAAUCAAUAUUUUUUUCUAAAACAACUGAUGAUACACGAACAUAUUUUAUAAAUGGUAAACCAAUACGUAUGAAUACAAUUAAUCGACCAAUCACAGUUAAAGAUCUUCGACAACAAUUUCAACAACAAAUAUCACUUACAACAAAUAAUCCAAGUGAAGAAUAUAUUUAUCAACAGCGACAAUCACCAACAAAAUCAACAACAAAUCGUUCGUCACGUUCAAAUGAAAAUAAAAAUUGGACUAAUGAAUCUAUUGUCAAAACUAUUCCAACACCACGUUCAUUUGAUACAUUUGGUAUUAGUUCAGAUGAUGAUGAUGGUGAUGAUGAUGAAAAAGAUAAUAAAUUAAAUACUAAACAAGAAAUUGAAAAAACACUUAUUAAACGAAGACAUGAUUCAGAUUAUGCAUCAUCAAAUAAUACAAUAAUAUCUGUUGGACAAGAUAAUACAGAUAGUCAUAAACAAUCAAAACAAUUUAUGUCAAGAAAAAGUCAACCGGUAUCAACUGGACGAUCUUCUAAUUCAACAACUGGACAAUCACGAUCAAAUACUUCUCUAAAACGAUCUUUAUCUCAAACGCAUCAUGACAUUAAACCAUCAUCAUCUACACGACAUUCACGGAAACAAACUGAAGAUAUUGAUCAAUCAAUGGAAUGUUCGAAAGCUUCAUCAGCAUCAACAAAUCGUACUCAUAUUCCGGAUGCAUUACAAGAUUAUGAUCAUGUAUGUGCUAAAUGUAAUAUGCCAUUUAAUAGUCAAUCAUCACUUGAUGAACAUCAAAAUGGACAAUGUUUGGAAAUGAAUGUUCUUGCAUCAUGUGGUUCAUGGUUUUGUUGCCCAUUAUGUUCAUUAACCUAUUGUGAUGCUAAUCUUAUGUCACUACAUAUAAAUAAGACACAUCGUGAUGUACUUAAAAGUAAUCAACGAGCUAGUUCUCAACGUCGAUCAAAUAAUAAUCGUAAUAGUCACACAUUGACAACAUCACGAUCUGAACAUCAUCAUCUUCGUAAAUUUUCCUAA
This is a messenger RNA of Rotaria sp. Silwood2, 3375 nucleotides long. The record is from the annotation of a GenBank genome assembly. Lineage: Eukaryota; Metazoa; Rotifera; Eurotatoria; Philodinida; Philodinidae.